Messenger RNA from Aureobasidium subglaciale EXF-2481, 1169 nucleotides. RefSeq lists its product as uncharacterized. The record is from RefSeq and is a predicted model, not a curated record. The transcript has a single exon. The coding region runs from base 450 to 1070 and encodes 206 amino acids. Lineage: Eukaryota; Fungi; Ascomycota; Dothideomycetes; Dothideales; Saccotheciaceae.
UGUGGCGUUCUUGAGGCGUCCCAUACUGUCUCAAUACCACCCAGUAAAUUUCUAGUCGGAGUGGCGUCCGGGACAACCGUUUUGUGUUAAGGUGUUUUGACCAUUGUUUGCAAGCAUGCGGCGGCAGAGCUUUGCACGUGUCGUGGCAGCUGACUGGAGGAUAAGACCGGAGAUGUUGAAACACGCCGCUCGCUCCUCUCAAGCUGCAGGACUAGGGCAUUUUGCAGCAAUCGUGUCUUUGGGGCUCAAACCUUUGAGGCUCGGAUACUUUCUUGCUCUCAGAGUGGUGUCCGUCUGUGUGACACUUCUCUGGGGUAACUGUAUCGAAGCGCGAGUUCUCCAGGUUGUUACCUUCGGCAAGGCUGUCCACGAAUCGCGAUGGUUUCUGUCGCUUUGGACAGGCUCGAUUUCGAAGAGCCUCCUGCCUGAGUGGAAGUACUGCUUGAUCCAUGUUCAAUUCAGGCCGAUGGUCCUCUGGGUAUUCUGUCGUCGGUGGCACAAUUGUGCUCGUAGGCUCCGUGGGUUCCCGCAAGCUGUCCGGCCGUACUGCUCCUCAAAGGACCCAUCACGCCGGCCGGUAUCGUGUUACGUGCCAUCGGUCGAUUGCUGAAGGCUGGGCGCGGGAAUUUCGGGGCCUUGCUUCUUCAGAUUUGGCUUCCUAUGAAUCCAGUAGCGGUAUCGUACUGGUGUCACAGGGCGCAAUCUGUUUUUGCUAUCCUUCCAGCCUGUCUUUCCGGUCGCUUCUGCAACAUCGUCGGCAGCCGCGGCGCUCAGUCGUCCUAAGCUCUCAUUUCACAGCCAGAGAUUUACCGUCGAAAUUUGACAUGCUGCCACAGUUUUUCAUACUUGAAACAAAGGUUGCACCAUUGCAAAAGGUGUUCACAGUGAAAGAACCCAUCCGUAUCUCUCUCAGGAGCUCAAUUUUCAUUCUUGCGACUCGCGAUCUCGAAAACAGUGCGAUACUCCACUUUCAGCACGGAAAUCGAACUCUGGAGAGCCAAUGGGUAUCAAGCGGCAUCUUCUUGAACAGCGUCCAGCUGAUCGACAAUGAAUUUGCUGGUCUUGGAUAAUGGAUUUAUCAAGCCCUCCCCACGACUCAAACUACAUCAUAGAUCGUUUCUAGUGCCUGCAUGGAACGUUCUACUCGAGGACGAUCCUCACUCUUAGAU